Molecule: messenger RNA, 1241 nt
Organism: Drosophila innubila
Lineage: Eukaryota; Metazoa; Arthropoda; Insecta; Diptera; Drosophilidae
Product: glutenin, high molecular weight subunit PW212-like
Exons: 3
Coding region: 102-1118 (338 amino acids)
Source: RefSeq, a predicted model, not a curated record
AUAAUCCAAUUCUAUGCAGAAUAUCCGGAAUACUAAGCCCAUGCCAGGACAGCAGUUCGACGGUGUGAUAAAAACGGAUUCUUUCAAUAGGAAGACCUGAAAUGGCAGCCCAUCAAAUGGGACAGACUGGUAACACAAAGGGCAAAGUAUCUGGUCAGCAACCAAAUCAGGUUGCUUACAACAGACAACAACAACUGCCCUACGAAAUGUGGAACUCAAGCGCGCCCAAUUGGUAUUAUUAUGGAAACUCUUUCGCACAACAUCCUCAAAAUCAAACCUAUAUGCCUAAACCAGGAUCAUCUAUGCCAACGACAUUUUCGGCAUAUAUGCCACAUUAUUAUGGCCAACAGCCCCAGCAAUCUCGAAACGAAAUGGGGAAUGUGCAACAAGGACAGAUACAGAGACAGCAGCAAGGACAGGGGCCGGGGCAGGGGCAGAUCUGGUAUCAGACACAGCAGCCUCAACAGAACUACAACUAUUGGUGUGCCAUGCAGCAGCCUCAAUCCUUUUACCAAAAUUUAAGUAUGCCCACAGGGACUCAAAACGCAGCAGCUCAAUCAAUGAAUACCUCACAAUACUCGACUUCUCCCUUGCGCAACACGGCGGGAAGUCGACAUCCAGGACAUUCAUACAUUCCACAUGUGAGCAGUGGCAGCGGCAGUCUUAAUCGCAUCGAUAGUGUUAGCAGUUUCAAGAACCUACAAGGCUCAAGGAUACGCAAUUCUCAGCAUGAUUUGAUCGAGUAUCAUCGCAUUGCCGCGCGAACACUUUCCGCAAAGCAAAGAAAAAAGACGGAGGAGUCGAAAAAACAGUCUAAAAAGGAGCAGAAGAACAAUGAAAGGAUCAUAGGAUGCGAUUCUGAUACUCAAGCUGGGGCCCUUGACGAUGUGCUGGCCAACAAGAAGAGGAUUAAGCAAAGUAAGACGGUCAACCACAAUGUGGUCAUUGAAGAAUCUAUGUCUACCAGAGGAAGCACCUUCUUUCAAAAACUAGGACUGUUCAAAGGUGGCAAAAAAAGCAUAGAAGCAAAAGAAAGCACAGAAGCCAGAGCCAAGUCUUGUAAGAAAAUGAAUUUCCUAAAACGCUUCUUUUGCGAUGAUCAUAGCCCUACGAAUUAAGGAUAUUCAUGAAGCAAUAGAUUUCAUAAAAUACCCAGAAAACUAAUCCUAAAAAUAUGUAAAGGUUACUCCUAUACACAAAUGUAAAAUAGAUCAAUAUAUUCAAUAAUUUCGAUAAAUCCA